AUGAUUUGUAAUAUUAUAGACAUUGCACUCAGCUCAACACCAUAAAAAGGAAGAACCUCCUAAGCAAAUACAACAGUUUCAUCUGCUAGUUCAAGUGAUUCUUCCUUUGAAUCUAAAUAUAUGCCUAAAUUAUAAAUACCUCGACCAUAGCUAAGUUAAGAAGAAAAGUUUGAAGCUUCCUUAUGUGCAUUUGGUAUCAUAUUUUUAUCAUGAGACUUUAAAUUGCUUAUGCCUGAUGAAGGAAGUCUCUAAAACCAAAAAUUACUUUUUUAAGAACUCAUUGAAAUGAAGUUCUUAUUUGAUUGUGAUGAAAAGGUUUUGUAUUAAAAUACACUUUAUUACAACCUUGAAAUUUGUGAAGAGAAUGUAAUAAUUAAUUUCUUAAUUGAGAUUCUUUAUGAUGAAAGAACCACUCUAAUGUUAAAAAAUAUACCUAAAUAUAUGAGACCAGGUGAUUUAAAAAACCUUCUUAAUAAAGACUUCAAAUCAUAAUUUGAUUUUCUUUACCUACCAACUGAUAACAAUGUAAUUAUUAAAUUAAUCAGAUAAGAAUGAAGGAAAUCUAGGUUAUGCAUUCGUCAAUUUUAUUUCCCCAGAAAUUGUAUUGAAGUUUUUCAAAAAAUACAAUAAUAAUAAAUGGAGUAUAAAUGAUAAAGUAGACUAAGAUAUUAAUUAUAAAAGCAAAUUUGUUAAUUGAAGUAUGCAAAAUUACAGGGUCGAAGAGAUUUAAUGAACUAAAUGGAUGAAUGAUGUUAAAGGC
This is a messenger RNA of Paramecium primaurelia, 760 nucleotides long. The record is from the annotation of a GenBank genome assembly. Lineage: Eukaryota; Ciliophora; Oligohymenophorea; Peniculida; Parameciidae.